AUGACAUCACCCGUGAGUCCCAGAGCGCCGUAUAGCCUCCAACCCACUGAUGCUGAGUCGGCUGAUUUGUCUGCUCUGCAAACCGAUGGAAGGAUACGCCAGGUUGUACGCCUUCUUAGUCCAAUCAAUAGGCUCUCUCCGAAAGAAAUACCAAUCAGCCAGCCAUCGAAAUUCGAGUCUGGUGUCACGCAGGCCCAUGAGGACAUGUUGUCAUCCGGUCAUUUAGCCAGGCCUAACCCAAGAAGUGUCGGAACAGGUGGUCCGCGUUACUCAGUCGGUGAAUCAGAAGACUUUGUAGGAUUGUUUCGAGGUGUGGAGAGAGAAGCGCUGAUGCGUUCGGCAGAAGACACA
Messenger RNA from Opisthorchis viverrini, 351 nucleotides. RefSeq lists its product as hypothetical. The transcript has a single exon. The annotation marks the transcript as partial. The record is from RefSeq and is a predicted model, not a curated record. Lineage: Eukaryota; Metazoa; Platyhelminthes; Trematoda; Opisthorchiida; Opisthorchiidae.